UAGUUAGGCUAGGUCAUACAGUGGCAAUCUAAUUUGAUAUCAAAUUUGCCAUUCAGGAUAUUCGAGCAUAAGAUCUUUCACUUGUAAAUGAAAAAGAAUAUUUUCGAAGCAUACUAUUGAAUGUGUUAUUUCUCCCCUCUUAAUUUAAUAAAGAUACCAGAUACUCAUUUCUCCACACACACACACAUAAAAACUCCCACCCACUCUCCCUCUCUUCACUGCAAAACCCAAACAAAGAAGAAGAAGACAAAGCUUCCCCUUUUGGCCAGUGCAGAAGAAGCCUUUGGGUUCCCAGAAGAAGAACAUCCAUCCCUUUCAAUUUUGCACCCAGCAAUCAAAAGAUUCCAUUUCCUCUGAAAUGCAAUAAAGAUCCCUGAUAUUUCUCCGUGUACCCACUUCUUGUAUAAACACAUUUCAACUGACAAUUCGAUUUGGUGGGUUUGAAUAGUAAAUGUUUUAAAUGAGGUGCAAGAAGCACCUCCCCGACCUCACCAGCACCCUCGGCGUCUGCGCCUCCUGUCUCCGGGAGCGCCUCGCCGCCAUCAUCGAGGCCCAAACCCAGGCCCAGGCCCAGGCCCAGCUCUCGAGACUCCACUCCCGGACACCCGCCGCGCCGCUCGAUGAACCCAACCGCAAGUCCGAUGCCAACCCUCGGCCGCUUAUUUUCCCCCGCUCCGUCUCCCCUUACGUCUCUCGAAGAAAAUCGGACGUCUCAACGUGGCACCAGCACCGGAUUCGAUUCUACAGUACGCCUCAGGUGGGCCCCACAUAUGCCACCGCCAACUCCACCUCCACCUCCACCAUUGAAGGUUCGUGUAAGAAGAGCAAGGCCCGGUUUUCGCUCCUAUCGAGUCUUUUUCGAUCCAGAUCCGUCAAGUUCUGGUCGGGUCCUAGUGAUUCGUCGCUUCCGGCCAUUUCUUCGUCGUCGGCUUCGUCGCCCUCGUGGUUCUCUUCGAUCUUCGCCAGAAAAACGCGGAAUCGGUCGAAGCAUCUCUACGUCGACGAGUCAUCCGGUUGCCAGAGACCUCGGGGAUUGUCGCCGGACGUAACGCCCAAUCGCUUCGAAGACUGCGAUCGAUUGCGGCCGGGAAGCGGUGACUCGUCGGCAACGACGCCGGAGUGGAAGAAGACGCCGGCGCUGGCCCCGCAGUCGACGCGGAGGGCACGUGCCGGGCAGGGAAAGAACAACAUGUCGGGCCUUGCGUUUUGCCUUAGCCCGCUGGUUCGAGCCAGCCCGAACCGGCACUGGAACCAGAAGGGAUUGCCACCUGAGAUAGCCGGCGAGAUUCGUGUCGCGGCGUCGUUCUGCAAGAGCCGGUCUAGGAAGCUGGCGGAUUUCGGUAGAGCAAAUCCUAACCGUUGAUCGUGCAGACUGUUGUGGAGCCGUUGACAACCCCGCCGUUGUGUUUAUGGCGUUCCUAGUACGAAAAUACGAUGUUGCCCCUCCACCCUUAGUGUUUUUAUUUUUUUAUUUUUAAACAUAUGGAUGGUAACUAUAAGUUAAUGUUGGGUCCUCUUUUGUGUACAGUGAUGUUUUUGUUACUUGUUGGUUAUCAAUAUCACAGGACAGUUUUUUUU
Messenger RNA from Pyrus x bretschneideri (Chinese white pear), 1578 nucleotides. RefSeq lists its product as uncharacterized. The transcript has a single exon. The coding region runs from base 461 to 1363 and encodes 300 amino acids. Lineage: Eukaryota; Viridiplantae; Streptophyta; Magnoliopsida; Rosales; Rosaceae. The record is from RefSeq and is a predicted model, not a curated record.